Petromyzon marinus (sea lamprey) is the source of this 4021-nucleotide messenger RNA. Its product is annotated as disintegrin and metalloproteinase domain-containing protein 11-like. Gene Ontology annotation, biological process: proteolysis. The record is from RefSeq and is a predicted model, not a curated record. Gene Ontology annotation, molecular function: metalloendopeptidase activity. Lineage: Eukaryota; Metazoa; Chordata; Hyperoartia; Petromyzontiformes; Petromyzontidae.
AUUGCCGAGUGCUUACACAGCAGCAGCUUACCACGGCACGGAGGCACCGCAGCGUAUCGCUUAGCAACACGGUCAUGAGGCUGGCUACAGUGAGAGAUGUUUGUCGGGCUGCGAGAGAUGUGCGAGAUGUGAAAUGUGUGAGAUGUGGGCUGUGUGAGAUGUGAAAUGUGUGAGAUGUGAGAGAUGGCAAAUGUGUGAGAUGUGGGCUGUGUGAGAUGUGAAAUGUGUGAGAUGUGAGAGAUGGCAAAUGUGUGAGAUGUGGGCUGUUUGAGAUGUGAGAGUUGUGAGAUAUGUGAGAGAUGGGUCAGAUGUGAGAUGUGAGCCCUGAGAGAUGUGUGAGACGUGAAAUGUGAGAUGUGAAAUGUGAGCUGUGAGAAAGGUGAGCUAUGUCAGUUGUGAGAGUUGUGAGAGCUGUGUGGGAUGUGUGAGAUGUGUGAGACGUGUGAGCUGUGUGAGAUGUGUGAGAUGUGAGCUGUGAGAGGUGUGAGACGUGAUCUCUGUGAGACGUGAGCGCUGUGAGAUGUACGGGCUGUGUGAGCUGUGAAUUGCAAGCUCUGUGAUUCUGCGGAAAAGCAUUACUCAGCAAAAACACGCGGACGCGCCGACUCGAGCUGCGCCCCGCGCGUGCACGGUGGAUCUCAGCAGCAGCAGCAGCAGCGGCAUCAUCAGCAUCAGCACCUCCUCCUCCUCGCGGACUGCGGCACGGCGCGGGCCCCGCUGCUGCUGCUGCUGCCUCUCCUCGCUCGGCACCUGCACGGACGGAACCCGCACCCCGGCCUCUUCCGUCUGUCUCCCUUAACCCCUUCUCCCGGAAGCCUUUCUCCCUAACCCCAGUGGCACUAAACCCUGUCUCCCGGCACCCGUUAUCCCUCAUCCCCCUUCUCCCAGAACCCCUUCUCCCCGGUCUCCGUUCCCUCACCCCACUCCCAUAGACCCCCUUCCGCCUGGACCCUCAAACCCCGUCUCCCUUAAACCCCCUGUCUUCCCCCUACCCUCCAAACCCCAUUUUCCCGUACCCCCCCAAACCCCGUAUUCCCGGACCCCGUCUCCACCCCCAACCCCCACCCCGCGAGACUCUGUGCGGGACUCCUCAGUGCAGGUCUCAGUGUGGGACUCAGUGUGGGACUCCUCAGUGUGGGUCUCGGUGUGGGACUCCUCAGUGUGGGUCUCAGUGCGGGACUCCUCAGUGUGGGUCUCGGUGUGGGACUCCGUGUGGGCCUCAGUGCGGGACUCCUCAGUGUGGGUCUCAGUGUGGGUCUCAACGUGGGACUCAGUGUGGGACUCCUCAGUGCAGGUCUCAGUGCGGGACUCGCGCCGAGAUGACGCUUCUCCUCCUCCUGGCGGCGUGGAGCUGCGGCGCUCUGCCCGGUCUGGGCGGCGCGCGCCCCAGGGACGGUGGUGUGCUCCGACACCAGAGCCUCGUCUCCAAGGAGAUAGUCACUCCCUUUCGGCUCGUCACGCGAAUGGAAGACGGCAACGAGACCGCCGUGGCUGCGCUGUCGACAAAAAUCCGCCAAAGGACGGCGCGCGCCCAGCAGCAGGUCUUCCACAUUGCCCAAGCUAGCUUCCUCAUCAAUGUGUUUGGAUUAUCAUUUAUCCUGGACGUUCAUCUAAACCACGAUCUGCUUUCGUCAAAUUACAUGGAAAAACAUUUUAACGGUGAAGGAAGAUCAUUGCUGUCGAAGGGUGGAGAGCACUGCUACUACCAGGGGAAGAUACGUGGAGUCGUCUUCUCCGUCGUGGCAAUCUCCACUUGCCAGGGAUUGCAUGGAAUGUUUGGUGAUGGGAACUUUACUUACCUGAUACUUCCUUUGAGAAAGAGCAGUAAACAGGACAAGGAACACCCACAUGCCGUCUACAGAAACACGGGACUGGGCCCCGCGAUCAGGCCAUUUGCUUACGAACGCACAUCGCUCAAACAAGAUCCUGACGUGAAGAGUGAUGUACUCCGUACAAUUUCUAUCAAAAGGAUAAAGAGGAUGAUUGACACGAAGAGUGCUUAUGAUGAAACAAAAUAUGUGGAGCUGGCCAUAGUGAAUGACUACUUCAUGUUUAAGAAACAUCAUUUGUCGCUGACGCACACGAACAGCUUUGCUAAGUCCGUGGUGAAUCUGGUGGAUGCCAUCUAUAAAGAGCAGCUUAACACUCGGAUAGUUCUGGUGUCCAUGGAAACGUGGACGGACCGCAACCGGCUGGUGGAGAGCGACGAUCCUCUCCAUAUGCUGCACCUCUUCAUGCAGUACCGGCAGCAGAACAUGUCGGGCAGGAGUGACACAGUACAUCUGUUCACUGGGAGAACAUUUCUGAACAGCAGAAGUGGCGCUGCGUUUGUUGGAAGCAUUUGUUCCAAUGCAAAAGGAGGAGGCAUCAAUGAGUAUAGCAAUCCUGAAGGUAUGGCUGUUACACUGUCUCAAAAUAUUGCGCAAAACCUUGGGAUGAUGUGGGAGCCGAGACAUUCAGCAGAUGAUUCAGCGAGCUGCAAGUGUCCGGACAAAUGGAACGGAUGCAUCAUGAUGGAGGAUUCUGGGUUCCACCUCCCACGGACGUUUUCCCAGUGCAGCCUCGUGGAAUACCAGGAGCUGCUACAGCAGGGUGGUGGCGCCUGCCUCUUCAACAAGCCCACACAGCUCUUGCAGCCUCCAGAAUGUGGGAACGGAUUUGUGGAGCAUGGAGAAGAAUGCGACUGUGGCUCCUCCGCUGAAUGCGAGAAGAUGGGUGGUAACUGCUGCAAGAAAUGCACCCUGACACACGAAGCCCUCUGUGGAAAUGGUCUCUGCUGCGACUCAGAAUGUCAGUUGCUUUCUCGGGGAGAAGUGUGUCGGGAGGCGGUGAACGAUUGUGACGUCAACGAAACGUGCACGGGAGAUUCCAGCCAGUGUCCAGAAAAUGUGCACAAGCAAGAUGGAUACUGGUGCAACGACCAGCAGGGACGCUGCUUUCAAGGAGAGUGCAAGUCACGAGAUGGACACUGCAAGUACAUAUGGGGACCUCGCGUGGUGUCGGCCGAUAAGCAUUGCUAUGAAAAACUCAACGUCGAAGCCAAUGAGAAGGGCAACUGUGGCAAACGUGAUAGCAGCUGGAUACGGUGUCAAAAAGAUGACAUCCUGUGCGGAUACUUGCAUUGUUCCAGCAUCGCAUGGCCUCCCCGAGUAGGGGAGAUGGAUGGAGACAUUACCAAGGUGGAGAUGUACAAGGAAGGAAGAUACAUCGAUUGCAGUGGUGGCCAUGUGAUGCUAGCUGAUGGAAUGGACCUGGGAUAUGUUCCAGAUGGAGCUCCCUGUGGACACAAUAUGAUCUGCUUGAGACAAAAGUGCAAUGCAAUCCGUAGCCUAAACCUCACGGCGUGCCCAUCGAAUACAGAGGACAGCUGCUCAGGACGUGGGAUUUGCAGCAACAUGGCCAAGUGUGUUUGUGAUCACGAGUGGGCUGGGAGCGACUGCAGCAUCUAUGAUCCACUCAUCAUGGCACCGCUUCCAACUGAAAAACCAAUUCCAGGGCCCAGUGCUGCAAAUAUUAUCAUUGGAUCCAUUGCAGGCGCCAUCCUGGUGGCUUCUAUUGUCAUUGGAGGAACUGGAUGGGGUUUUAAGCCUGCGCCAAGAAGAAGGGAUGCUGCUCAAGGACCCAUAUAAACCGUUUCAACGCCGUUGGAUUGAUUUGCUGAUGCCAUAUUUUUAAAACUUUGCAUCGAUACGUAACUUUUGUACAGCCCUUGCACUAUGAAAUACGAAACUGUAUAUUAUCUAUGCAUGAUUCAAUGUGAAUAAUUGCUGGUUGAAAAAAAUAUAUCAUGAAAUAUUACAAAUAGAAUGCUUAAAGUGUUAAUGCCUUUAAAUGCAUGGUUGAGGUAUAAAGCAACAUACAUUUUUGAAUUAUUCCAAAAAAGUACCAUAUUUAGCAUUGACAAAGAGCAUGGAAUUAUGUAUACACUAUGGUGUACUUGGCAAUAAUUUUUUUUUUAAGUUUGCAAAUAUACUGUAAACUUUCUUAAAAGUUUAAUUAUAAACAAACUUGAAAAAUUGUA